Lagopus muta (rock ptarmigan) is the source of this 2890-nucleotide messenger RNA. RefSeq names its product palmitoyltransferase ZDHHC5-like. The record is from RefSeq and is a predicted model, not a curated record. NCBI's taxonomy places the organism in Eukaryota, Metazoa, Chordata, Aves, Galliformes, Phasianidae. The transcript has a single exon. Gene Ontology annotation, molecular function: palmitoyltransferase activity. Gene Ontology annotation, biological process: protein palmitoylation.
AAUGGCCACCGCCAGGCAGCCAGCCUAGAUUCUGGUGAAAUCAGGGAGAGUGCUUCUGUACCGCCUCCGGGGAGGAGGAGGAGGAGGCACAGCAGCGCUGCAAGGAAGCUGGGCAGAUCGCUUGUGAGACAGCGGCCGGAGAGGGCUGUGGAUAUCAGAUUGAAAAGGAGAAGUGGUUUCCCAGAGUGGCUUUUUGCAAGAAGUUUACCGCUAUCUUGCUCUUUCCCAGGGUGCUCUCACGCAUUGUGCUUCUUGCCUUGCUCCUGUCCCAGCACGGAAAGCUUACCUUCGUGUCUGGUGGCUGCUGCAAGCUGCACGGGGAGCUGCUUUUUGCAUGCUCUCAAGGGCUCUCAGCAUUCCUGCUCCAACAGCUGUUUUAAAUCCAAUCCAGUUCUCUGUGCUGAAUUUUUUAAUGGUUUUAAGUCUCCCUCCCUGCACCCCUGAACUCUCACAAGGCAGAGAGUAGCGUGGACUCCUCAGGGCCUCUUGCUCCGGAGACCGCAGUGGACUUCUGCAGACAGCCUGCUCUGCUCAGAGCCUGCUCCAGGAGUGACCCAGGAGGCUUGGGUUGUGCUUUGGCCCCUUCCAUCUCCCCUGCCCUUCUCGCCUUGCUUUGACUCCAGCUGGGCCUGGGCUAUGCUGCAGGGCAGAUUCCCCACCAGAGCUCCAACAUGCCAGCAGCAUUUGGAAAGAGGUUCAAACCCAGCAAAUACGUUCCGGUCUCAGCUGCUGCCAUCUUCCUAGUGGGAGCCACCACCCUCUUCUUUGCCUUCACGUGCCCUUGGCUCAGCCUCUACGUCUCCCCAGUCAUUCCCAUCUACAAUGCUGUUGUCUUCCUCUUCGUGCUGGCCAACUUCAGCAUGGCCACCUUCAUGGACCCAGGCAUAUUCCCACGAGCUGAAGAAGAUGAGGAUAAGGAAGAUGACUUCCGAGCUCCGCCUUAUAAGACAGUGGAGAUCAAGGGCAUUCAGGUGCGCAUGAAAUGGUGUGCGACCUGCCGCUUCUACCGGCCACCGCGCUGCUCCCACUGCAGCGUCUGCAACAACUGUGUGGAGGAGUUUGGCCAUCACUGCCCCUGGGUGAACAACUGCAUCGGGUGACGCAAUUACCGUUACUUCUUCCUCUUCCUGCUGUCACUCACUACACACAUCAUGGGGGUGUUCGGCUUUGGUCUGCUUUAUGUCCUCUACCAGGCAGAGCUCUCUGGUGUCCGCAUGGCCGUCACUAUGGCUGUGAUGUGUGUGGCCAGCUUGUUUUUCAUUCCUGUCGCUGGCCUUACUGGGUUCCACGUGGUGCUUGUGGCAAGGGGCCGCACUACCAAUGAGCAGGUGACAGGCAAGUUCCGAGGUGGUGUCCACCCCUUCACUAAUGGUUGCUGUAAGAAUGUGAGCCGGGUCCUGUGUAGCUCCCCAGCCCCCAGGUACCUGGGGCGCCCAAGGGCUGAGCAGACGGUGCUGGUGAGACCCCCCUUCCUGCGGCCCGAUGUGUCAGAUGGCCAAAUCACUGUCAAGAUCAUGGACAAUGGUAUCCAGACAGAGCUGAAGAGGACAAAGUCCAAAGGAAGCCUGGAGGUGAUGGAGAGCCAGUCUGCUGAUGCCGAAACGCCACCCCCACCUAAGCCAGACCUCAGCCGCUACACGGGCCUGAGGACACACUUAACCCUGGCCACCAACGAGGACAGCAGCUUGCUAGGCAAGGACAGCCCCCCGACACCCACCAUGUACAACUACCAGCCUGGAUACAGCAGCAGCAGCAGCUCAGCUGCCCUGCCCCAUUCCACCAGCACCAAGCUGAGCCGAGUAAACAGCCUGAAGGAGCCCAACUCCAUUGGCGAAGGCAGCCGCAAGCCCAGCUACCGCUCAGAGCCGAGCCUGGAGCCUGAGAGCUUCCGUUCGCCCACCUUUGGCAAGAGCUUUCCCUUCGACCCGCUGUCCAGUGUAUCCCACUCCUCCAGCCUCAAGUCGGCCCAGGGCACGGGCUUUGAACUGGGCCACCUGUAGUCCAUCCGCUCCGAGGGCACCACCUCCACCUCCUACAAGAGCCUGGUGAACCAGACACGCAACGGGAGCCUGUCGUAUGACAGCCUGCUCACACCUUCCGACAGCCCCGACUUCGAGUCGGUGCAGGCCGGCCCUGAGCCCGACCCACCGGUGGGCUACACAUCACCCUUCCUCUCGGCCCGCAUUGCCCAGCAGCGAGAGACCGACCUGCACGGCCGCUUUGCUGCCGCCAUCUCACCCAAGCAUGUGCCACCCCGCGAGCCCUCACCCGUGCGCUAUGACAAUCUCUCCUGCCACAUCGUGGCUUCCAUCCAGGAGCGGGAGAAACUGCUCCAGCAGCCUCCCGCAGCGGGCAGGGAGGACGAUGCUGGGCUGGCAGACUCGGGCAUCCAGUCGACGCCAGGCUCCAGCCAUGCCCCCCGCACCAGCUCUUCCUCGGACGAUUCGAAGCACUCGCCUCUGGGCAAGAAUCCGCUCACCCGCCCGGCCCCUCCCUGCUUUGGCAAGCCUGAGCCCUCCCACGCGCUGCGGGUGCGCUCCCUGGGCUCACCUGAGCAGCCCACUGCCCCUCACUUGGGCAAAUCUGUGUCUUACAGCAGCCAAAAACCAGCAGCGUCUCAGGCCAGCAUCCCCAAGACCGAGCAGGUGGCCUUGCAGCCGUUACUGGCACCAAAAGAUGAGAUGCAGAUGAGAACAUCCUGCAGUAAGUCCAAUGGGCAACCCAAGAGCCUGAGCUCGGCCACCCUCGGCUCAGGAUCCGUGCCUGUCAGCAGCCCCACGCGUGGAGGAGUCAAGAAGGUUUCUGGCAUGGGGGGCACCACGUACGAGGUCUCAGUAUGAGGGGCAGAGCCGCUCGCCCGCUCACCUCCUGGCUGGGCACCCACUGGCAC